GAUCAUGUGAUGGCGGAGAGGAAGAGAAGACAGAAGCUUAACCAGCGGUUUAUUGCUUUAUCUGCUGUAGUGCCAGGUUUGAAAAAGAUGGACAAAGCUUCAGUUCUUGGAGAUGCUAUAAAGUACUUGAAACAGCUUCAACAAAAAGCGAAAACACUUGAGGAACAAAAUGUUGGAAAAACAGUAGAAUCAGUAAUCUUUCUAAAGAAAACUCAAAUUUAUGCUGAUGAUAAGAUUUCAUCUUCCUCCAAAGAAAACUCCGCUGCUGGAUCCACCUAUGAUGAGCCACUACCUGAGAUAGAAGCAAGAGUUUCACAAAACAAUGUUUUGAUAAGAAUUCAUUGUGAAAAACACAACGGAGUGUUUGCUAAAAUACUUUCACAGAUUGAGAAACUUCAUCUUUCUGUUAUCAGUUCACAUGCCAUCCCUUUCAACGAUUCAUCUCUUGCUAUAACCAUAACAGCACAGAUGAAUGCUGAAUAUAGCAUGACAGUGAAGGCUCUUGUUAAGAGCCUGCCGUCAGUUGUUUAA
This is a messenger RNA of Papaver somniferum (opium poppy), 531 nucleotides long. Its product is annotated as transcription factor NAI1-like. Gene Ontology annotation, molecular function: protein dimerization activity. NCBI's taxonomy places the organism in Eukaryota, Viridiplantae, Streptophyta, Magnoliopsida, Ranunculales, Papaveraceae. The record is from RefSeq and is a predicted model, not a curated record. The coding region runs from base 10 to 531 and encodes 173 amino acids. The transcript has 4 exons.